This is a messenger RNA of Carlito syrichta (Philippine tarsier), 2525 nucleotides long. RefSeq names its product zinc finger protein 425 (gene ZNF425). The record is from RefSeq and is a predicted model, not a curated record. Gene Ontology annotation, biological process: regulation of transcription by RNA polymerase II. The transcript has 4 exons. Gene Ontology annotation, molecular function: DNA-binding transcription factor activity; RNA polymerase II cis-regulatory region sequence-specific DNA binding. NCBI's taxonomy places the organism in Eukaryota, Metazoa, Chordata, Mammalia, Primates, Tarsiidae. Bases 45 to 2303 code for a protein of 752 amino acids.
AGCUGAGUUCCCUGCGCUGCCGGGCGGGUUCCCGCAGAGCCGCCAUGGCCAGGCCGGCUUCGGUAAUGGUGACAUUUGAUGAUGUGGCCUUAUAUUUUUCGGAGCAAGAGUGGGGAAUCCUGGAGAAAUGGCAGAAAGAAAUGUAUAAGCAAGAGAUGAAGACCAAUUAUGAGACCCUUGAUUCCCUGGGCUAUGCUUUUUCCAAGCCAGAUCUGAUCACAUGGAUUGAACAAGGGAGAAUGCUGUUAAUCAGAGAUCGGGGAUGCUUAGAAGAAACAAGAAUGACAGUUAGCCCUUCUACUGAUGAACAGUUGAACUUGAAGAAUAUUGGAAAGUCGCCAUGUUUUGAUGACAAAGGAACUCACAGGACAAAAAAGGAAGAAUGCCAUUUAAAUGAUCUUCCAAAACAAUACUUGGGUGCUACCUUAUCCGGGAAGGAGAGAAAGAUACUUUCAGAUCAAAGAGCCCCCUUCCAAUCUCUAACUCUCCAAGAAAAAGAGCUUCUAAAUAAAAGACUUAGCAUCACGGCAUCUCAUCAGGGCAAGAAAGACUUAUGGCAUAAGCCUCCAGAUACUCUAGGUGACUUGGAAAUUCUGGCAGGGCCAAGAUUUUAUACCUGCUACGUCUGUAGGAAAGUCUUCCAGGUAAAGAGUGACUGGGUAAAGCACAAAAAGAGCCAUUCCAAGAACCAGCCCUGCAAAUAUCCAAAGUACAGAAACAGAUCCAGAGGGAAAUCAGAACUCAGGUGGACCCAGAGGUUCCUGUGUAAGAAGAAGCGGUUCCAGUGCAGUGAGUGUGAGAAGAGCUACUAUCUGAAGGGCAGCCUUGUCACUCACCAGGUGGUCCACACAGGCCAGCGGCCCUUCCUGUGCCCUGAGUGUGGCAAGACCUUCCGGUACAGAGCCAACUUGAAGAAGCACCUGUGUCUGCACAGAGGGGAAAGGCCAUUUUGCUGUGGGGAGUGUGGCAAGGGUUUUACCCAACAGUGCGAGCUCAUGGAGCACCUCCGACUGCACAGCGGGGAGAAGCCUUUCCAGUGUCCGGAGUGUGACAGGAGCUUCCGCCUGAAGAGGGGUAUGAAGGUCCACCUUUCCCAGCACAGGGGGAAGAAACCCUUCCAUUGUCCAGAGUGUGGCAGAAACUUUUCUCGGAAGGCUGCUUUGAAGACCCACCAGAGGACACAUAGUGAAGAAAAGCCGUUUUCUUGUGAUGAAUGUGGUAGGAAGUUCAUCUACAAGAUUAAACUCGAUGAGCAUAUCAGAGUCCAUACAGGAGAGAAGCCCUUUUCAUGUCCCGAGUGUAAUAAAAGUUUCCGCCUAAAAAGAAGCCUACAAGCCCAUCGCUUGCAGCACAGUGGGAAGAAGCCUUUCCAGUGUCCAGAGUGUGACAGGAGCUUCUUCUGGAGGAAUGCCAUGAAGGCCCACCAGCGUCUGCACAGUGAGGAGAAGCCGUUCUCCUGUGGGGAGUGUGGCAAGAAGUUCACCCGGCCCUCCAAGCUCGCUUGCCACACCAGAGUCCAUGACAGGCAAAAGGAAUUCCCCUGUGGUGAGUGCAAAAAGACCUUUUCUCAGCAGUCAAGGCUCACGCAGCACCUCAAGGUCCACACUGCAGAAAAGCCAUUCUCCUGUGCUGAGUGCAGCCGGAGUUUCCGGCGACGUGCACAUCUCACUGAGCACAUGAGGCUUCACAGUGGAGAGGAGCCAUUCCAGUGCCCUGAGUGUGACAAGAGCUUCUCCUGGAAGGCCUCUAUGAAGUUCCACCAGCGCAUGCACAGGGAUGAAAAGCCCUUUGCAUGUGGUGAGUGUAGCAAGACCUACACUCAUCAGUCUCAGCUCACUGAACAUCUGAGAGUCCACAGUGGAGAGAAACCCUACCAGUGUCCUGAGUGUGAUAAAAGUUUCCGUCUCAAAGGAAAUUUGAAAGGCCACCUGCUCCAGCACAGCGGCAAAAAGCCAUUCUCUUGUGUUAUGUGUGGCAAAAGUUUCACUCAGCAGUACAGGCUCACAGAACACAUUCGCGUCCACAGUGGUGAAAAGCCCUUCCAGUGUCCAGAGUGUGACAAGAGCUACUGCAUCAGGGGAAGCUUGAAGGUCCAUUUGUAUACACACAGUGGAGAGAGGCCUUUCAGGUGUACUGAGUGUGGCAAAGGCUUCCUCCAGAAGAGAAGCUUGAAGGCCCAUCUGUACCUUCACAGUGGGGAGAGGCCUUUUUCUUGUGAUGAGUGUGGAAGGAGCUUCACAUACGUGGGGGCACUGAAGACUCACAUUGCUGUGCAUGCCCAGCAAAAGCUCUCCUAUCUCUAGGUCAAGCUGUGUGGCAGUCCCACAGUGACAUCUUGUAGGUGGAGCCAGCAGUUUUGUUGGCUCAAGUCGCGGCAGGUUAAAGAAUUAACAGGAUACUGGCUACAGACAUGCUGGCAGAGGCACAGUCAGCAGGACCUGAUGGCUCCUUGACCGAAGUUCUGAAUAAUCCAGGCACAGACAGUCAGAGACAUUUCCCUUUGGUAACCCACAUAGGAAAGGCCU